UCCUUCCAAUUAUGCCACGUGGCACAGACUCUCCAUUCUCAAUUCCUUCUUUCCUUCCCUCUCUCUCCCUUCAGUGUCUCUGGAAAUCUCCGUCAAGACGAUUUUACUGAGGAAAACCAAAUUGGAGCCUUUUGUAAUCCUGCACUUGUUGAUGCUGUCAUCGGUGUUUAGGGCAAUCGAGGGUUGUGGAAAUUUCUGGGUUUUGAAGAAGGAGAUCAAUUUUGGUUCGUCUCUGCAGAUUUGGAAAUGUUCCAGUGGGACUCUGAGCGCUUCUUUGGACUGCGUAUUGGUUUAGGGAUCGUCUACUUCUUCAUCGGAGAUGUUUGAUUGGGACGACGAAGAGGUUUUUAGACUGAAUUCUCCUAUAUUUGAGCUUGCAGACAUAAUAUGGGGUGAUGCCAGUGAGACUGGUGACCAUAUUGUGCCUUAUCCCAAGAAAAAUGAACAGAAGCCAUUGGUUACAUGUGGAGAUGAAACCAAGAAGCAAUGGAAUCAGGAUGCUAACACUGUUAAACCUGCAGAGCAUAAGACAACUGCACCUAAAAAUGAUUCUCCUGACUGUAGAUUGGAUGGCAGUUCCCAGUUUAACAAAAAUGAAGGAUUUUCAGCUCCUGGAUUUGACAUGGACUCUUGGCCUGAUUUGCCAUUAUCAAUUGCUGAUUGUGAUAGAGGAUAUGGUGACAGAAAUGGUCAAGAAUCUAUCACUGAAAUCGGCAAUUUCAACUCAGGAAGAGCUGAAACAGGUCAACUAGAUAGUGAUCAUGAAUUGUUUGUGGAUGAGCAUGUUGAUAAAGAAGAUGGAUUUCUCGACUAUAGUUGGGCUAGCAUAGGGAGUUUUGAUGACCUCGAUAAAAUCUUUAGAAAUGAUGAUUCAAUAUUUGGACAUGAAAGUCUUGGUAAUGCAGAUGAAUUAUGGUCAUCUACAGAUGUAAUUAGCGGCGCACCAAAACCCUUGCCCUUGUCUGCUGGUUCUCCAAGCUCAGGGUUAGGAGCAUUGAAGUGUAAGCCUGAGCAAUAUGAAUUCAAAGUGGACUUCGUGCCACAUGAGGACCAGUCUUCUACCCCUGGCAAAGAGAUGAUGAAUGAUCAUGGUUCUCAUGGUUUACACAAUUUGCAUCCAAGCGUAGAUGAACUUAAUGGAAAGCAAAGCUGCCCAUCUAGUAAGCCCUUAGUGUUGGAGAAGACAGCGCCUGAGCAAAUUGGAAAGAUAGAAGCUGUAAAGUCCCAGCCUCCUAGUGAAAAUCGUGCAAUCCAGAAUGACUCUGCAGACAAGGGAAGUAAGCAAAGAAAGUUGUUAUCUCAGAUAAAAGCAGAGGAAAAAAGUGAAGAGAAACUUUCGCAAGAAUUAUGUGGUGCCUGGUCACCCACUGCAAACCAAUUUCAACAAUUUGGGAAUCAAUUUGCAAACUCUGCUGUACAAACCUUCCCAACUUCAGUUCUCAGUCCGCAAAGACAGAUUAGUGGGCAUGAUUAUAUGAGAUACCUUCAGACCUCCCAUUCAUAUUUUCCGGCUGGGUAUGGAAAUCAAGUGCCUCAGUUUCCAUUCAUGCCUCCAUUGCAACACAUUCAACCUGAGAGGGACAAGCACCAUCAGGUUCAUGUUGGUCAUGAAUUUUCUCCCAGAUCAUCAAAGCAUGCCAACGGAUCAAAGAAAUCAACAGAUGUUUCAACCAGUUCUUUGAUCAUGACACCUCAGGAAAAGAUUGAAAAAUUAAGACGGCGGCAGCAAAUGCAGGCAAUGCUUGCCAUUCAGAAACAACAGCAGCAAUUCUCUCAUCAGGCUACUUGUACUGACGAGUCUAUUACCCUGAAGUGUCAGCAAGCGGUUCAAAGUGAAGAUACUGUGGCCACUAACAAUGAAGUUGAAGAAAACUUAAAAGUCCCUCCAUCCCUGGACCUAGCUUCACCUGUUGAACAAGAUGAUUCCAAUACAGUUUCUAUGGUGAUUGAUGGGGGUUCACUGGAGGAAACAAUACUUGAUCAACUUCAAGAAGUAGUUGGAAAGUUGGAUGUUAGAGUAAGACUUUGUAUUCGAGAUAGCUUGUACCGUUUGGCCCAAAGUGCAGUGCUAAGGCAUAGUGCUGUAGAUACAAGUAGUACCAAUAAAAGUAGUGAGGAUGAAAAUGAGGAUGCUACAAAAGAAGAAUCAAAGAGUCCCAACAGGUCUAUCACUCUGAGUAGGCUGGAUGCGGAAACAGAGACAAAUCCAAUUGAUCGUACUGUGGCUCAUCUUCUCUUCUACCAGCCUCCAGAAUCAUCUGCAAGGCCUGUCCAUGAUGGUGAGAUAUCCGGACCACCUAUACCCAAUAAACUUUCAUGUGAGCCCAGAAUGGAAGGCCUACUGAACCUACCCAUGGAAUGCCUAUCUGAGAACUCAACUGAAAAGAAAAGUGUCUGUCACCCAGGAACUAAAGCACCCGGCACAUUCCCUGAGCCCCAGCAUGAGGAGGAUAAGUUUACAGGCAGUCCUUACAUAAACACUCCAGAGGACGCAUUGAACAAUGAACUAGAAGUUGGUGGAGUCAUGGAGGUUAAAGCCCCACAAUGAAGAAAAUGAAUUGAAAACCAUUAUGGACAACUGUAUCUUAAUUGAGUAAAGGCUUUUGGUGGCUCAAAUAUGGCUUCAACAGAGGUUUUCAUUUAAAUUGUGAAGCAAUGGAGUUGACUAGUUAUUUGUAUAUGUGAUUCUCUUUUAUGUAUCCUAUGUCCAAAAGAGACUGGUUCGGUCCUUAACUAUUGUACUGUAGGUGAUUAUUAUGCUGUCUGAGUUCAACUUACUGCAUCGAGGUGGCAAACUUCAACUUACCAGACAUGGCUUGUUCUAUAUUUUAGAUGAGUCCCUUUAUGGUCCUUCUGAGCACCGAUGAUGCUGAUGUCUUAUAAUACAGGUUCUAUUUGUGAAA
Molecule: messenger RNA, 2903 nt
Organism: Macadamia integrifolia
Lineage: Eukaryota; Viridiplantae; Streptophyta; Magnoliopsida; Proteales; Proteaceae
Product: protein LNK2-like
Exons: 10
Coding region: 320-2548 (742 amino acids)
Biological process (GO): regulation of DNA-templated transcription; circadian rhythm
Source: RefSeq, a predicted model, not a curated record